Messenger RNA from Acinonyx jubatus (cheetah), 3185 nucleotides. It is a transcript of the gene FLI1, whose product is annotated as Fli-1 proto-oncogene, ETS transcription factor. Gene Ontology annotation, biological process: regulation of transcription by RNA polymerase II; cell differentiation. Lineage: Eukaryota; Metazoa; Chordata; Mammalia; Carnivora; Felidae. The transcript has 10 exons. Bases 313 to 1719 code for a protein of 468 amino acids. Gene Ontology annotation, molecular function: sequence-specific DNA binding; DNA-binding transcription factor activity, RNA polymerase II-specific. The record is from RefSeq and is a predicted model, not a curated record. Gene Ontology annotation, cellular component: nucleus.
GAGAGGCAGCAGAGAGGAAAGCGGCAGGGCGCACAGACAGAGGAGCUCAGCGGUUCCUGAGGGCCCCCCAGCUCCUGCUGGGACCCAGGCUGGCGGUCUGGAUACACUGCAAAGAAAGGUGCAGCUUGACUCCGGGCAGCCUGCAGGUUUAAUUCGGCACCACCAAGGAUCUCGGGGGCUCUGGUAGCAGAGAAUUAGCACUCAGAGCUCAGACAUCCUGGAGUUUCAGGAGUUCGGCUGCCGCUGGCCAAACAGACGAGGGUGUCUAAGGUUGGUUCUUGGGCCUUCCUGACCCUUCCUCACCAACAGAGGAUGUUUCAGACAGUCCCCGACACGUCGUCUUACGUCAAGGUAAGACAUGACAGCGUCUUUAAACAGGAGGCUCUGUCGGUGGUGAGCGACGACCAGUCCCUCUUCGACUCUGCCUACGGAGCGGCGGCCCAUCUCCCCAAGGCCGACAUGACCGCCUCAGGGAGUCCUGACUAUGGCCAGCCCCACAAAAUCAACCCCCUCCCGCCGCAGCAGGAAUGGAUUAAUCAGCCGGUGAGGGUCAAUGUCAAGCGGGAGUAUGACCACAUGAAUGGAUCCAGGGAGUCUCCAGUGGACUGCAGUGUUAGCAAAUGCAGCAAGCUAGUUGGUGGAAGCGAGUCCAACGCCAUGAACUACAACAGCUACAUGGACGAGAAGAACGGCCCCCCUCCUCCCAACAUGACCACCAACGAGAGGAGGGUCAUCGUCCCCGCAGACCCCACGCUGUGGACUCAGGAGCACGUGCGGCAGUGGCUGGAGUGGGCGAUAAAGGAGUAUGGCUUGAUGGAGAUCGACACAUCCUUUUUCCAGAACAUGGAUGGCAAGGAACUGUGUAAAAUGAACAAGGAGGACUUCCUCCGAGCCACCUCCCUCUACAACACGGAAGUGCUGUUGUCACACCUCAGUUACCUCAGGGAAAGUUCACUGUUGGCCUAUAACACGACCUCCCACACAGACCAAUCCUCACGACUGAGUGUCAAAGAAGACCCUUCUUACGACUCAGUCAGGAGAGGAGGAUGGGGCAAUAACAUGAAUUCUGGCCUCAACAAAAGCCCCCCACUUGCAGGAGCACAAGCAAUGAGUAAGAAUACUGAACAAAGGCCCCAACCAGAUCCAUAUCAGAUCCUGGGCCCGACCAGCAGUCGCCUAGCCAACCCCGGAAGCGGGCAGAUCCAGCUGUGGCAAUUCCUCCUCGAGCUACUCUCCGACAGUGCCAACGCCAGCUGUAUCACCUGGGAGGGGACCAACGGGGAAUUCAAAAUGACGGACCCCGAUGAGGUGGCCAGGCGCUGGGGGGAGCGGAAAAGCAAGCCCAACAUGAAUUAUGACAAGCUGAGCCGGGCCCUCAGAUACUACUAUGAUAAAAACAUUAUGACCAAAGUGCAUGGCAAAAGGUAUGCCUACAAAUUUGACUUCCACGGCAUCGCCCAGGCUCUGCAGCCGCAUCCGACCGAGUCGUCCAUGUACAAGUACCCUUCUGAUAUCUCCUAUAUGCCUUCCUACCACGCCCAUCAACAGAAGGUGAACUUUGUCCCUCCCCACCCGUCCUCCAUGCCUGUCACUUCCUCCAGCUUCUUUGGAGCAGCGUCCCAAUACUGGACCUCCCCCACGGGUGGCAUUUACCCCAACCCCAAUGUCCCCCGCCAUCCUAACACCCACGUGCCCUCACACUUAGGCAGCUACUACUAGAAGCUUAAUCAUCGGUGGCCUUCUACCCGAAGCCCCCAUUCCUCACACCUCCUGCGAUACUUUGGACUCCAAAGGACGUACGUGGCCUUGAAGAGAAAACAAAACUGGAUGUUCUUUCUUGUUGGAUAGAACCUUUGUUCUUUAAAAAGACAAUCCUUUUUUUUUUUUUUUUUAAAUGUUGGUAACUUUUGCUUCCUCUACCUUGAACACAAAGAUGGAUCAUUUUCUGGGCCAGUACACCAGUUUGGAUUCUCAAUCUCCUACCAUCUUCUGAGUUUAAUAUUUAGAUUACUGGAAUGGUUGUAUCAUGGUUCUAGGAAAGAAACUGUACCUUCUCUUUGUAUUUUUAUGACCAAAGCAGUUUCUUAUCAAUACACGGGUCUCAUCAUGGACCUUGUAGGGUUCAGUAUGAUAAAGAAUCAUGGACUUAACCAGUUACGCUCUGGUUUGAGACUAAGUGAAACUAGAGGCAGGAAGCUUAUAAUCGUAUUUUAGCAGGACCUAAUUCAGUGGAUGGCAACUGGAACAUUGGUUGUGAAGGCCAGUGAAGUUUUCACCCAACUGGAAUUUAAAAGAAAGAACAUGUGUGUCGUAUUUAAGAAGCCAUGGGCAUUGCAAAAUUUCUCCCAGUGGUCGACAUGCACUAGGCCGACCAUCCUCUCUAGAAAUACUCAAGAUAUGAUCUAAGAAAUGUUAAUGCAAAUGCAGACAUUCCUGAAAGACAGAGAAUUAAAUAGUUUUUUAAAGUAAUGACAGUGGGUCCCAGAACUUUGAAAAGUCUUAGGGAUUUCUAGACACAAACAGAUUCGCAAGCGCUGUGCGUUUGUCAGACCACCAGUCCAGGGUCAACCAAUCAGAAGGCAACUUACUGUAUAAAUUAUGCAGAGUUAUUUUCCUAUAUCUCACAGUAUUAAAAAUAAAUAAUUAAAAAAGUAAAAAGAAUAAAUAAACGAGUUGACCUCGGUCACAAAUACAAUUUUACUAUCAAAUCGGUCGUUGUUAUUUUUUUAAAUGUAAUUUGUACAUCUUUUGUCAAUCUGUACAUUUGGGCUGUUUGUACGUUUUUAUAGCUGGUUUGAAAAAAGCAUAAUGUGACUAUUGCUAAAAAGCAACCAGGACGUUUAAGUCACUGACUUUACUAGGAAGAGAAGCACUGUGCUGUCUUUAACACGUGCGCACAAGCAGGUUAAAGCAAUCCAUUUAAAUCUUUAAUGCUUUGGCGAUGUUUGUAAAUAGCCAUAAUGCAAUAAUCACAACUUCGAAAACAACAAACAAACUUUCCCUUGUGGAUACAAGGGAUGUUCCUGCCUUAUAUAUGCAAUAUAUUUUUUAGAUAUUAAAAUAUAUAUAAUUUUGCAAGUAAUCAUUGACUUUUUUAAGACUAUAUUAAGUGUUAAGCUGACAACUGUCAAUGAAGACUAUGUUGUAAAAUAAUUUGACUAAAUAAAUUGUGCCUUCUCUCAGAA